AGUAGGUCAGAACUGAAUUCUUAAUUGUUACUAAUAAAACUGCUUUCUUCACAGUGCAUACUGUUAAGAACAGUAAGUACUUUUUGAUGUGAUACUGUAGAAUGGAUCAGUGGUCAUUUCAUCAAGUCACACUGCUGUGCUCAUUCAUACAUGAAAGUGACAUUUUGCCUUGAUUCACUAUUGCACAGGGGUCAGGGUUUUGACCACUGUUCUACACGUGAACUCUGCCUGUUGAGUCGACAGUGAAGAUAAACACUUCGGGAGUUUUGUGCCUAUCUGGCAGGAUUCCUGACGUUGCUGGGAUUUCCAGGAGUGAUGAAGGAUGCCAAUGCUGCGCUGCUCAGUAACUAUGAGGUGUUCCAGUUACUAACUGAUUUGAAAGAGCAGCGUAAAGAAAGUGGAAAGAAUAAACAUAGUUCUGGGCAACAGAACUUGAAUACUAUCACAUAUGAAACAUUAAAAUACAUAUCAAAAACACCAUGCAGGCACCAGAGUCCUGAGAUUGUGAGAGAAUUUCUGACAGCAAUGAAAAACCACAAGUUGACCAACCUAGGCGGUCGUCAGGGCCUGUUGACUGUACCUGAGGGUGACCAGGGGCAGCUCAAGACUCUCAUGGCCAUCCCUGCUGUUGCUGCCGCCACCACAGCUGAAAAGCUUCAGCUGCUGAAUCACAGGCCUGUGACUGCUGUUGAGAUCCAGCUGAUGGUGGAGGAGAGUGAGGAACGGCUGACAGAGGAGCAGAUCGAAGCUCUGCUCCACACCGUCACAAGCAUCCUCCCCGCGGGGCCAGAGGCCGAGCAGCAGCAGAAUACCAGUGACGACGUGGCGAUGGAUGAGGAGGACCCCGCGUAGAAGAGCACAGCUGGCGAGUGUCUCCUGAAGUUGAAGGCCCAGCAGCCGUUUCCCAGACGUUCAGAGGAUUGUUUAUUUGAUUUUACCUUCUGUCCCAACAGGCCUCCUUUCCCGGUUAGUUGGGUAAACCACAAAAAUAAUCUUAAAAGAAAUCCUUGUGCUUCUGGGAGAACAAACAUGGUGGACUGGCUGAGAUGGUCAGGAAGAGAGCUGAAGAGAGGAGGAGUGAGUCAAAAAGGACAGUGACUGUGGAACUCUCAGCGGUAAAAAUAUUUCUUCUGUGGCCUUUGCCAUGGUUGUGGGAAGGUCUCUGUACACAGCUGGUAAAAUACUUGCCUUGGCUUUAA
Molecule: messenger RNA, 1199 nt
Organism: Odocoileus virginianus texanus
Lineage: Eukaryota; Metazoa; Chordata; Mammalia; Artiodactyla; Cervidae
Source: RefSeq, a predicted model, not a curated record